AUAUUAUUUUUUAAAUUAUGGAUGAACUUGACGUCAAACCCAACAUCAAGGUCGAAGCCGUUGACUGGUCCGAACCACCGGCCAACUUCCACCAUCCGGAAGUUCCCGUUGCACUUCCGGACCAGAAACCGAACAUCUCAAACUUCAGCUUCCCAAGCGUGGUAAAGGAGGAACUGAUCUUAGAGGAUGACACCCCACCUUUUGAACCGGCUAGCGGCGUCCCUGACGGUCCGGAACCGGUUACACCCGGCUUGAACCAGUACGCCUCUGCUGAGCAGGACAGUAACGGUCCCAGCAGCGACAUCACUCCCGGAAAAUUUGCAUGCACAAUUUGCCAGCUGUCGUUUCCUAAAAGCGCGAUAUACAGCGGCACCAGCGGGAAGAACAUAAGCAGCUGUAUUUCUGCAACACCUGCGAUAAGAGUUUCGACAAGCCGUGCCGUCUGAAGCGGCACGCGCCAAGCUGCAAGGGACGCCCUCUGUACUGUGCCACGUGCGACAAGACGUUCGACGCAGUGAAGGCGUGGUACAAACACCGUGCCAGCCAUCGGAACGUAGAGAGUAA
Molecule: messenger RNA, 564 nt
Organism: Culex quinquefasciatus (southern house mosquito)
Lineage: Eukaryota; Metazoa; Arthropoda; Insecta; Diptera; Culicidae
Exons: 4
Coding region: 18-446 (142 amino acids)
Source: RefSeq, a predicted model, not a curated record